GCGUCCUGGGCGGCGCGCGCCCGGCCGUUUCCUAGGAGACGAAACACACGACGCCGAGCUUCGCUGGGGAGCUGGCGAGCGUGUCUGUAGGGAAGGAGGCGGUGUUUCUUUGCCAGACUCCUGGCUGCCGAAUGUCAUGAGCCUGCGUAGUUCGAGGAGGAGCCCGUGAUAAUGACGACAGCCCUGUCCCCGGUAUAGCGACAGCACAGUGAGGGCAAAAGCGAGCAAAACAAGGACGUGUGUAGUGCCUGUCCCCCGAGGAGGGCGCUCCAGCCGACAGCCGGCGCUGCUACUUCUCCGAGAUGAACCGCUACACAACCAUGCGGCAGCUGGGCGACGGCACCUAUGGGAGCGUGCUGAUGGGCAAGAGUAACGAGUCGGGGGAGCUGGUGGCCAUCAAGAGGAUGAAGAGAAAGUUCUAUUCUUGGGAUGAAUGUAUGAACUUGAGAGAAGUUAAGUCUCUGAAGAAACUUAAUCAUGUCAACGUGAUUAAACUGAAAGAAGUUAUCAGAGAAAAUAACCAUCUUUAUUUUAUAUUUGAAUAUAUGAAAGAAAAUCUCUAUCAGUUAAUGAAAGACAGAAACAAACUGUUCCCGGAGUCGGUCAUCAGAAACAUUAUGUAUCAGAUAUUGCAAGGGCUGGCAUUUAUCCACAAGCACGGCUUUUUUCACAGGGACAUGAAACCAGAAAACUUGCUUUGUAUGGGUCCCGAACUUGUGAAAAUUGCAGAUUUUGGACUUGCAAGAGAAUUAAGGUCACAGCCACCAUACACUGAUUAUGUAUCUACCAGAUGGUAUCGUGCUCCUGAAGUUUUAUUAAGGUCUUCGGUAUACAGUUCCCCCAUUGACGUGUGGGCCGUGGGAAGUAUAAUGGCGGAACUGUACACCUUAAGACCGCUUUUCCCGGGGACAAGUGAAGUUGAUGAAAUCUUUAAAAUCUGCCAAGUUUUAGGGACUCCCAGGAAGAGCGACUGGCCCGAAGGCUACCAGCUUGCGUCCUCCAUGAACUUCCGAUUUCCCCAGUGUGUUCCCAUCAACUUAAAAACUCUUAUUCCCAACGCCAGUAGUGAAGCCAUUCACCUGAUGAUGGAAAUGUUGAAUUGGGAUCCAAAGAAACGACCAACAGCAAGCCAGGCACUGAAACACCCUUAUUUCCAAGUUGGCCAGGUGUUAGGGCCUUCCUCGAAUCAUCUGGAAUCCAAACAGUCUUUAAAGAAGCAGCUGCAGCCUGUAGAAUCAAAGCCAUCUUCAGCUGAACUGGAACCUAAGACUCUGCCAGAUGUCAUUGACCAGACUGUCACACCAUCCCAGCCAAAACACAGCCACCAACCUCUGCAGUCCAUCCAGCUGCUGCAGAACGUGGGGACCCCGCCACCCCCGAAGCAACAGACUCAACAGAAACCAGCGCAGAUGUUUCCAAGCAUCCUCAAAAACGUGCCCGCUAAGUCCGUGGGCACCCUGGGUCACAAAACCGCGAGGAGGCGCUGGGGCCAGGCUGUCUUCAAGUCUGGAGAUGGCUGGGAGGAGUUUGAGGACAGUGAUUUCGGAGCCUCCCAUUCCAAGAAGCCAAGCAUCAGUGUCUUCAAAGAAAAGAGGAAAAAAGACCCUCCGUUUCGGCUUCCAGAGUCAGGACUGCUAGGCUCCAGCCACCUGCCCCGGGAAAACAAGAGUGUACCUGCUGUUGUGUCCCUCAAAUCUGACUCGGAGUUGUCAGCUAUGUCUGCACCCAAGCAGUACUACUUGAAACAAUCAAGAUACCUUCCAGGUGUAAAUCCCAAGCACGUGUCCCUCAGAACCAGCGGGAAGGACAUCAACUCAUACGCCUGGAACAAUCAGCUAUUUCCUAAGUCCCUGGGACCUGUGGGAGCAGAAGUUGCUUUCAAAAGAAAUAAUGCAGAAGAAAGCAUAAUAAAACCAAUCGAAAAACUGUCAUGCAAUGAAAGUUUUCCUGAACUAUUAGAGGACCCGCAAGGAAAUCUCGGAAGUUACACUACUUACAGUCAGUCAGGAUAUGUCCCUUCCUUUCUCAAAAAAGAAGUGGGGUCAGCCGGCCAGAGGAUCCACUUAGCGCCUCUUGGGGCAGCGGCUCCAGAAUUCACCUGGAGCACCAAAGCCGGUCAGGGGCCGUUUUCAGGAGCCACAUACAGCCCCAGCACCAAAACCCUUCCCGUCGUGACAGGCGCCCAGCCGGUGCCCUCAGUGCCCGGGAGGACGGACUGGGUGGCUAAGUAUGGAGGCCACCGCUAGGCCAGCACCUUGCCAGGAGGACCGUGGCCUCUGUGGAGAGUGAGCUCGGCCCCUGGCCCCGGGCGGCGUCCACGCUUGUCCACGUCCACCGAGCGCCAGGGGAAAUACGCAGCACCGAUCACCUCAAAGAGCACAGAUCACCUCCUAUUUUCUUUCUUCCCUAGAAAUGAAACGCAUUUUCCCAGCAUCGUGGCCCGCAGUGCUGAGAUACGGGUAGGACUUUACAAAGUAUUGAAUAAACUAUUUGCCAAAGUA
Messenger RNA from Chinchilla lanigera (long-tailed chinchilla), 2501 nucleotides. It is a transcript of the gene Mak, whose product is annotated as male germ cell-associated kinase. Gene Ontology annotation, molecular function: protein serine/threonine kinase activity; ATP binding. Gene Ontology annotation, biological process: intracellular signal transduction; intraciliary transport; protein phosphorylation. Lineage: Eukaryota; Metazoa; Chordata; Mammalia; Rodentia; Chinchillidae. The record is from RefSeq and is a predicted model, not a curated record. Gene Ontology annotation, cellular component: nucleus; cytoplasm; cilium. The coding region runs from base 303 to 2246 and encodes 647 amino acids. The transcript is spliced from 15 exons.